ACAGGUUGCAGGAAGCAUUAAGCUUAUGCCGCGAAGGACAAGAUCUGAUAGAAGACGGAAACGUGAAGAUAAGAGACGGACAAGACAAGAUAAAAGAUGGAAACUUCAAACUCAUGCAGGGAUUUGAAAUAAUAGAUGAUGUAAUUGAAGAAUUGCAGAGCCUAUGCCCAGAUAUCAAAACAAUGAAAGCUAAGGAGAUGGUAAAAAGAUUUGCAGGUGUUGCAACUCCCUCAAGGGAGCCAAUGAAUAUCAAAAAAGAUGCAGGUGUUGCAACUCUCUACCGAGGGCAGAAAGGUAUGUUCAUUGGAGAUCUACCUCCUCAAUAUAUUAGCGGCUCAGGCCUGCAAGAUACUACGAUCAUUGCUCGCAAGAAUACUACAGAAUCUUCGAUUCCACAAGAACAGGGAAUUUCCGGAGGAAAAAAACUCCGCAAAAGAAAAAGAGAUUUUAAUACUCAAUCUGAGAAAAAGAUCAGAUCAGAAGCUGAUUAUGAUUUUGAAUACAAAAGGAUGGGAAAGAUAUUUUACGAAUUAAAAACUUCUGAAUUAAUCUUCCCAGAUCAUACGGGUUUAUACCCAACGAUUAAUGUUCUCCAGGGAUGCGAUCCAAUGUUGGUCUUCAACCUUUUUAAAUAUGGAUUUUUAAACCAAGUUUAUUUAAGUCCAUCCCUGGAUGAAAUAAAAUAUUUUCCAAAAAAUAUCAAAGUUGCAGCUUCAGAACUACAACAAGCAACUUCAUCCACGGAGCCUCUGUUUGUCAAUGUUCGGUCAGCAUGUCCAGAGUAUGAAGGCAACAAAUGGCAUCCUCUGAUUUAUAUUGCUCGCAUUGGAGUCUCAACCAAGGAUUAUAAAGUUACGAUGCCUAAAGUUCAGAUCUUUAAAGACUAUCAAGAUGAAAUUUUCUCUCCCAAGGAAAUUUCGAUCAAAAGAUCUCUAGGACUCAAGGUUCUCUAUGAGCACCUAGAGAAACUUAUGAAACAAAAUAUUUGGGUUGUACAAGCGACAACUGUAGACCUGGUAUACACAAGUUGCAGGAAAGAAACCAACUUGAUCAACAAACAGCGGAUCGAGCAGAUCAGAAAACACAUUUUCCUCAAUCUUAUUGGUGGAAGUACAAGAACACACAAAGAGCUAUGCCGUGUGUUGAAACAUAACAGCUCGUGUGAAUAUUGUACAAAGGGCAAAGAAGUAAUAGCAGAAUCAGAAGACGACAAAUCAGACUACUGCAGCCUGUAGAGAUGUAGAGUGGUCCUCAGAAUACUCCCAAGCCGGAAAGGUCAGACGGAAUCUCCUUUUUCAGGGGCCGGGGAUGAUAAUAAUUGUACUACGGUGAACUUUAGCCAGCCAGCCAGCCAGCUGGGAUAAGGUGGGUUAACUCCGAUAAAGCGAUGUUAAUAAUGUAGUAGGGUAGGGUCCAAAGCAGACGGAAAUUGAAGAUCCUUUGUACCGAAACCUGUUUGACGAAGAAAUCAAUCAAAGAAUCUUCUGGC
Ilex paraguariensis (yerba mate) is the source of this 1489-nucleotide messenger RNA. The record is from the annotation of a GenBank genome assembly. Lineage: Eukaryota; Viridiplantae; Streptophyta; Magnoliopsida; Aquifoliales; Aquifoliaceae.